Molecule: messenger RNA, 2456 nt
Organism: Arabidopsis lyrata subsp. lyrata
Lineage: Eukaryota; Viridiplantae; Streptophyta; Magnoliopsida; Brassicales; Brassicaceae
Product: phenylalanine ammonia-lyase 3
Exons: 3
Coding region: 101-2191 (696 amino acids)
Biological process (GO): L-phenylalanine catabolic process
Cellular component (GO): cytoplasm
Molecular function (GO): phenylalanine ammonia-lyase activity
Source: RefSeq, a predicted model, not a curated record
UAUAUACUUCGUGACUAUCCAGAAAACCCAAUCUCUUAAUCCAGCUCGUUAAAAGCUCCAGACUUGUCAUUUGGGUCGCCGUCAGAUUUUGUGAUAUAUUAUGGAGUUUUGUCAACCAAACGCAACCGCAGCAGCAUUGAGCGACCCACUUAACUGGAAUGUAGCAGCGGAGGCUUUAAAAGGGAGCCACCUGGAGGAGGUGAAGAAGAUGGUGAAGGAUUAUAGGAAAGGAACGGUGCAGCUCGGCGGAGAGACGCUGACCAUCGGUCAGGUUGCGGCGGUGGCGAGUGGAGGAACGACAGUGGAGCUUUCUGAGGAGGCUCGUGCCGGUGUAAAGGCGAGUAGUGAGUGGGUGAUGGAGAGCAUGAAUCGUGGUACCGACACUUAUGGUAUCACCACUGGAUUUGGUUCAUCUUCUCGUAGGAGGACUGACCAAGGUGCUGCUCUUCAAAAAGAGCUUAUUAGGUACUUGAACGCCGGGAUAUUCGCUACCGGCGACGGAGAUGACGACACGUCAAACACGCUUCCCCGGCUGGCUACAAGAGCGGCGAUGCUCAUCCGCGUAAACACCCUCCUCCAAGGCUACUCUGGUAUACGCUUUGAGAUACUCGAAGCCAUCACAAAAUUCCUCAACCGGAAAAUCACACCGCUCCUCCCUCUCCGAGGCACCAUUACCGCCUCCGGCGACCUCGUUCCAUUAUCGUAUAUUGUUGGAUUUCUCAUCGGGCGCCCCAACUCACGAUCUUUGGGCCCAUCCGGCGAGAUCCUCACCGCCUCGGAGGCCUUCAAGCUUGCCGGAGUAUCAUCCUUUUUCGAACUCCAGCCCAAGGAAGGGCUUGCGCUCGUGAAUGGGACUGCGGUGGGAUCUGCUUUAGCCUCCACGUUACUGUACGAUGCCAACAUUUUGGCGGUUUUUGCGGAGGUUGCUUCGGCCAUGUUUGCUGAGGUUAUGCAGGGGAAACCGGAGUUUACGGAUCAUCUUACGCAUAAACUCAAGCACCAUCCUGGUCAGAUAGAAGCCGCCGCAAUCAUGGAGCAUAUCUUAGACGGAAGCUCUUAUGUCAAAGAAGCUCAACAUCUCCACAAGAUUGAUCCGCUUCAGAAACCUAAACAAGAUCGUUACGCUCUGCGAACGUCGCCGCAAUGGCUCGGACCACAGAUUGAGGUGAUAAGAGCAGCGACAAAGAUGAUCGAACGUGAGAUAAACUCGGUAAACGAUAACCCUUUGAUCGAUGUUUCACGGAACAAAGCUAUUCACGGUGGGAAUUUCCAGGGGACACCGAUUGGUGUCGCCAUGGAUAACACUCGUCUAGCACUUGCUUCGGUCGGGAAGCUAAUGUUCGCUCAGUUCACUGAACUCGUAAAUGAUUACUACAACAACGGGUUACCCUCUAAUCUAUCUGGCGGGAGAAACCCUAGUCUUGAUUACGGGUUAAAAGGCGCAGAAGUAGCCAUGGCUUCUUAUUGCUCAGAGCUUCAGUUCUUAGCUAAUCCUGUGACGAACCAUGUCGAAAGCGCCUCGCAACACAAUCAAGAUGUUAACUCUCUUGGGCUGAUCUCGAGCCGAAAGACAGCAGAAGCUGUGGUUAUCCUCAAGCUCAUGUCAACAACUUACUUGGUAGCUUUGUGCCAAGCCUUUGAUCUGAGACACCUUGAAGAAAUUCUAAAAAAAGCGGUUAAGGAGGCUGUGAGCCAGACUGCCAAAAGCGUUCUAGCUAUCGAACCAUUCCGCAAACACGACGACAUUCUCCGAGUUGUCAACCGCGAAUACGUCUUCUCCUAUGUUGAUGACCCAACUAGCCUCACUAACCCUCUAAUGCAGAAGCUGAGGCACGUCCUCUUCGACAAAGCUUUAGCUGAACUGGAAGGCGAGACAGACACGGUUUUCCGAAAAAUCGGAGCGUUCGAAGCCGAGCUGAAAUCUCUCCUUCCUAAAGAAGUGGAAAGAGUCAGGACAGAGUACGAGAACGGUACAUCUAAUGUGGCUAACCGAAUCAAGAAGUGUCGAUCGUAUCCGCUGUACCGGUUUGUGCGAGACGAACUCGAGACUAGGUUGCUAACCGGAGAGAAUGUCCGGUCACCAGGAGAGGAUUUUGACAAAGUCUUCACAGCGAUCUCUCAAGGCAAACUCAUAGACCCUCUGUUCGAAUGUCUCAAAGAGUGGAACGGAGCUCCGAUUCCUCUCUGCUAGAACGUUCACUCAGAUCAAAGUCUUGCCUUGCCUUUUCAAUAUCCUGCUUCUUUUAUGAUUAUGUUGUGUGGAGAAUAUUUGGUGUGUAUGUUUAGUUUUCAUGACACUGAGUCACUGACUUUGAUCAAAGUCUUGCCUAGCCCUUUCAUUGUCCUGUUUCUUUCUUGUAUGAUUAUGUCGUGGUGUUGUGGUCGAUUCUGUAACGGGUCAGUCUUGUUAAACAUAACUUUGAUAUUUUUAUUUUAUGUUUUACAAUUACCAAAAA